AAAGGAAUGACAUCACUUAUUCUGCAGAUUUCACAGGCCAAAUGAUCUACAAAACAGGAUUCGUGAAGCUGCAUACAACUUCGCCAAUUCCAGGUUUUACAUCCCUGGAUGUUGAUGCCAAAUACGACUUUACUGGAGACGUGAAAACUGCCGAAGCCAAUCUUAUGAAGGAAGGAAAUAACCAGCAUAUUUCACUGACCUCCACAGUCAAUGACAACGAUUUCCAUGUUGAAGUUGAAACACCAUUUGCUGGUUUUGAAUCUGUGAAGAUGGACGGAGAUUACGCUUACCUCAAUAAUAAACACAGUGUCUCAGCUUCAUUUGAGAAGAAUAGUCAGAAGUAUGACUUCCAUGCUGAGAUUUCACUCAAUGCCAACUCGGUUACCCUGACACUGGUAACCCCAAUAGUAGACAUUAAGCAUGUUGUCAUUAGUGGCAAUUACCAGGCUAUUGAGAAUGGAAUGGAAUGUUCUCUUGUCAUUGAAAGAAACCAGGAUAAGUUUGAGUUUAAUGCUCAAGGGUAUUUUACACCCAAGAAAUCAGAUCUCCACCUCUCACUGGAGAUGCCUGUUGAAGGCUGGAGGAAGCUUGAGCUGGAUACCCACUAUGAUGUUAUCUCCGACAAGAAGUCUGCUGAGAUCUCUUUCCAGAGAGAUUCACUGAUGAAAAAGCUGUAUGUUGAGGGAAGCUACAAUCUGAAAUAUGGAUCUUUUAAGGUUAUGACUCCUAUUGAAGACUUCAGAGUCCUAGGUGCUGAAUAUACACUAAACCUUGAUGAAUAUAACAAGAAACUGGAUGCUUCUGUAAAGAUCAGUCAAAACUCCAAUGAAUGGGCUUUCGAGGCACAUGGACAAUUCAGUGAUGACAACAUUGUCAUUAAGUUCCAGACACCAUUUGAAGGUUUUGACACCAUUGCUGUAGAAGGAAACCUAAACUAUGGAAACAGAUCUGGAAGGUGUCAUUCAGUUUGGACCUUAUAAGUUUACCACCAGCAUUUCCUACGCAAAUGAUAAUAUGUCCUUUGAUCUGACGACUCCCUUUGAUGUUAUCAAGACUGUGUCCCUUUCAGCCCGGUACAGCUGGACCACCAGCCAAAAGGGUGCUACUCUAAACAUCACUUACAAUGACAAGAACUUUGUUCUCUCAAGUUCUCUGCAGCUCUCUACAAGGCCUCUAACAUCACCUUCCAGGCCACAACUCCUUUCGAGGUUUCCAGAACUCCUUCAUUGAAAUCAAGUAUGACAUUGAUAACAGAGAGGAGCUCCUUGCAUCUCGUGUCAGUGUAGAUGAUCACAGCUACAGCUUUGUUGUAGGUGGAUAUAUUGAGGACAAGCUAGCCGUGUUCAAGUGGAACCUUAACUCUCCUCUCACUGGCUGGACUGAUGCCAAGUUUGUAGCUAAGAUUGAUCUUUCCAGUGAAAAUAAAAACUUGGAAAUCUCCCUUGAGAAAGAAGGAGACCUUAAAGCCAUUGCAGUCUCUGGCAAGUUCAUUGGCAGUACACUGGACUUUAAUCUGCGAACUCCUUUCAGAGGGCUCAAUAAUUUCAAUGUGUUUGGUUCUCUUAACCGGUCCAAGAGGUCUCUUGAAAUGAGAAUGAUGAAUGAUGCAGGACAAGCAUCUUUAGCUGGCAAUUUCAACUCCCUCAGAUUCAACAUGAAGACUCCAUUUGAAAGGGCAGAACAGAUCUCCUGGGAGGUCACCAAGACUGGUGAAGGCUCCUACAAGGCUGAAUGGAGGAGGAAUGAUAAUUAUGCCAUAAUCAUGAUAGAAAAGGAUGGAAAGAAAAAUUCUUUCCAAGUGGAUGUGAAGAGUGAGUUUCAAGGAUGGGAGAUCUUGGCUCUUACUGGAAGACUAGAUCAAGAUACAAAACAGGCCUACCUCAGUGGAGCCAUCAAUGAACAGAAAAUCACCAUCUCUGGAUCAGGUUCCUUUGGUAACAAAAUCCAAUAUACCAUGAAGAUUGAAACACCCUAUGAAAACUACAGAGUUGUAGAUGUUCAAGUAGAUUAUGUGAAGAGAAGGAACACAAUGAAGAUCGAGGCUUCUUCAUCCUCUUCUGAUUUCCAUCUUCUUUGGUCACGCUCAGGAUCAGGCCUUGAAGCCCACCUUAUUGUACCUAAUUCACAGCAGAAUACUGAAAUUUCCAUUAACCUCACCCCUACUCAAGGAAAAUAACCAUAACAUCACGAUUCGAGCCUAUCAGGGAUUACCUCCAAGAAUACCAUGUUAACCUUGGUCAGAAUGAUAUCACUGCUGACCAUAUUAUCAAGCUGAAUGGUCAUGAGGUUUUCAAGAUGGACUUUGAGAGGAAUGCUUCUGAACAGAAGGGACACCUGGAAAUUCACAUUCAUGUAGCAGAACGCCACACAACUAUUCAUUUCCAUCGUGAGGGCUUUAGCAAGCUUAAUUUCCUCUUUAAACGUGAGGUUCCCCAGUAUGGCGAGAAACACUUCAAGGUCGACAUAACUGGAUCAGGAGCAUUACCACAAAAGGGUGCACUUGAUAUUGUUGUUGAGAACACCUUCCGUGAACCAGC
Messenger RNA from Penaeus vannamei (Pacific white shrimp), 2537 nucleotides. The record is from RefSeq and is a predicted model, not a curated record. NCBI's taxonomy places the organism in Eukaryota, Metazoa, Arthropoda, Malacostraca, Decapoda, Penaeidae.